Molecule: messenger RNA, 1956 nt
Organism: Anguilla anguilla (European eel)
Lineage: Eukaryota; Metazoa; Chordata; Actinopteri; Anguilliformes; Anguillidae
Product: protein NYNRIN-like
Exons: 2
Coding region: 25-1008 (327 amino acids)
Biological process (GO): DNA integration
Molecular function (GO): nucleic acid binding
Source: RefSeq, a predicted model, not a curated record
AAAACAAAAGACCGAUUAAAAAACAUGUUUUGGUGGCCAGACGUUGACAAAAAUGUGAAAGAUUAUUGCACAAAUUGUUUAACCUGUGCCCAGAUUAAUCCAUCACCAGUGAAAAGGAAAGGGCGACUGAGGCCCACGUGUCUAGCCGAAGGACCGUGGACAAAUUUGCAGAUCGAUUAUGUAGGUCCACUCCCUGCAGCUAGAGGAGGCUACAGGUACAUUCUCAUCAUAAUAGAUACAUUCACUAAAUGGAUAGAGGCGUUCCCAAUUAAGUCCGAUACCGCAUCCGCCACAGCCCGGGUAUUAUGGGAACAAGUCUACUGUAGAUGGGGUCUGCCACUUAGCCUGGAAAGUGACAGAGGCACGCAUUUCACAGGAAAAAUUCAUACAGACUUGGCAAAACUACUUGGGAUAAAGCACCAACUACACAUAGCUCACCAUCCACAGUCUUCAGGCGGGGUUGAACGAACAAACAGAACACUCAAAACCGCAUUGAGAAAAAUGGUAUUGGAAAAUGGCACCAAUUGGGCUCAAAAUCUCCCUAGUAUUUUGAUGUCUGUGCGAGGGGUUGUUCACAAAAGCACAGGAUACAGCCCCCAUGAAUUGAUGACAGGGAGGGGAAUGCGAAUGCCAGAACAUCUGCUACUAGAGGUGCCGAGACCCAUGAUAGAGGGAUGGGCGACUGAAACCUUUCUGAAAAACCUCUGUUCUUCUUUACCUGCUAUGUACCAGCAAGCGGCUCAACAGAUUGGCUCGAUUCAGAAAUACAACAAAAUGUAUUAUGACCAACAUGUCAGUGAGCAAAAAUUUGAGCCGGGAGAUGAGGUAAUGGUAAAGAAUUACCAUCAUGCUGGGCCAUGGUCAGCUAACUGGAAGGGCCCAUACACAGUCAUUGACAAAUGUGGCAAUGUUUAUUCAUUAUCAUUGUUUCACUGUUAUGACCACCCUGUACUGUCUGGCCAAAUGUCCAUUUUUUUUUCCUUCACCCAUUUUGUUUUUUUGUUUUAAAUGCAUCUUUUCCCCCACCACUCAUUACACUGAUUGUCACACAGCAAGCAUUAUCAUACACCAUUCGCAUCACACCAGGUUUUUCUUAAGGCACACAUAUCUCCUCCCAACAAAUAUCAUUUCAAAACACCCACUUCUUCACACAUGUAUUGGUUUCUUAUGCUUGUUGAAUACUUUCAUGGUCGGGUUUGGUUACCUCUCUCUCUCUCCUGGUUGUAAGUCAGUAAUGGAUUAGAAGUCACGGUGUGGUUGGUCUGUGACUGGGACAAGGCAGCAAAAGCUUUCAUGGGACCUAGGCGUGUGAGGCACAGUAAUAGUCCAAUGGCGAGGGGUGUAUCCCGAGAUGAGGGCAUCACCCAGAGGCCAUCAGCAGUUGAGAGCGACCCGCUGGGAGGGUAUCCGGAGAGGCAUGUGAGUAAAGGAUGCUCUAUGCCAUACCAAGAAACCAUACUGCUGGACUAACCGCAAGAGUAUCCAAAUGAGUGAUGGUCCAUGUUCGCAAAUAAACCAUCAAAGGGGGGAUAUGUAAGAUUUUUAGUUCAACUACAAAUCUUCAAUACAGAGGUUGUGCCAAAACGCAAUACUUGGGCCCACUGAUGAAAGAAAGCCUUAGUUCACAGCUCACAAGACUUCAGUAUCACUGUAAAGACUGACAGUGCCAUAUUGAUACAAUCAGCCAGGAGAGGGAGAAAGGUGAAUGAAACUGACUCGGGAGUGAUUAACAAAGCAGAGUUGCUAAGGCAUUGUGUGACUCUUGACAGAAACUAAUCAUCUCACUCACCAAUCAUCACUGGUACCACUAAUCAAAUCACAACUAACAGCUUAAAAGAAGGCCAAGACAGACAGUCGGGGUGCAUUUUGACUUCGAUGCUCCCAGAGUACAUGCUACGUGUAUUUUCUGUUGCUGCCAUAUUUUGCCAAUAAAGACAGUUUCUACGAAGACCAAGA